Molecule: messenger RNA, 2935 nt
Organism: Stegastes partitus (bicolor damselfish)
Lineage: Eukaryota; Metazoa; Chordata; Actinopteri; Pomacentridae
Product: von Willebrand factor A domain-containing protein 7-like
Exons: 18
Coding region: 38-2800 (920 amino acids)
Source: RefSeq, a predicted model, not a curated record
UUUCUCCGAGGGAUCUUCCCAGUGUUACAUAUUAAUCAUGAUUUCAUUGCUGGGCAUAGCCCUGCUGGCUUUGACUCUAUCAGGCCCCGCUGUGGCCUUUUUCAUUAUCGAGGAGGGUGUGGCCACUCAUGGUACCAUUACAAAAGCGGCUGUAUUGCAAAAAGUGACGGAGACGUGUCAGGCGGUGGCUGAGGCAGCCGGUCAUGAGUUCAAACCCACGGGUUCCUCUCCUGAAGAGCUGGUCCAAGCCUGUCUCGGUCCCACGGCAACAGGAGAGGUGUCUGGUGCCAAGUUUUACUCUGCUCUUCAAGAGAUCAACAUGCAGAAUUUACUGGUCGACCGUGACUUCAGCAGUGCUCCACAUCACUUCAACUCUGAGGCCAUCUUGGAGGGACGCAGCCUAAUCACGGAGGGAAUGGCGGCCAUUAAAGCCAACAUUCGUAAGGAGAACUUCCAGGCAGCCAGGGAGACUCUGGGUAGAGUCCUUCAUACACUACAGGACUUCUACAGCCACACUAACUGGGUGGAGCUGGGCUACAAAGAGCCAUAUGUCAACCUUAUACGCCCAGAUCUUCCUCUGGAGAACCUGGCAGAUAAGGACACUGCCACCUGCAGCGACUGUGCCAGUGGAACAUGUCCUAAUCUAAUCCUCCCCAACAUCCUCAAAGAGAAGAAGCUCACAUCAGGAUACAUGGGUGUCUUCUCUUCUGACAAACCUAAAGGUAAAUGUAGCCAUGGAGGUGCAUCUGACCUAACUAGCACAGUAGCUCCUCGAAGAGGCCUCAGCAAAGAUGGACGUCGUUUCAGAGGAGACAAACUCCACGAUGAUGCUGCGAAUUUAGCCAUAGCCGCCAGCCUCGAGCUGCUGCAGGACAUCCGCUUAGCUGCAGGGGACAAUGACUUUCUGAGAAUGAUGGGAAUUGCCCGCUCCUCUGUCGUGUGCUUUGUUAUUGACACCACCGGCAGCAUGAAAGACGACAUCGCUCAAGCCAGGGCAACUGUUUAUGAAAUCAUUGACAGCAAAAAAGGAACACAGGACGAGCCCUCUGAAUACAUCCUGGUGCCCUUCAAUGACCCCAGUUUUGGACCAAUGAUCAGGACAACAGACCCUGAUGAGAUGAAAGACAAAAUCUCAAAGCUCAACAUAACUGGUGGUGGUGAUACACCUGAGAUGUGCCUGUCAGGACUUCAGCUGGCUCUCACUGGUGCCCCUUCCUCGUCUCAAAUCUAUGUUUUCACUGAUGCUCCACCCAAAGACAUCGAACUCAUAGGCACUAUCUUUGCUCUCAUGGGAAGCACCAAAUCAACGGUGACAUUCUUUGUCACCGGAGCUGGCAGGAGGCGUCGCCGUUCUCUUAAACCUGGUUCCUUUAGUGACUACAUAGAAUUAGCUCUGGCCUCUGGUGGCCAGGCCAUCCAGGUAUCCAAGAGAGAGCUGCCUCUCGCCACAGAUAUUAUCCUUGACACCUCGACUUCAGCUCUGGUGACAGUUCUUCAGCGAGCAAGGAAUCCUGGGAAGCAAGAGACCUUCCCCUUCAAUCUGGAUAAAACUUUGAGAAACGCCACCAUCUACAUCACAGGAACAUCCAUUACUUUCACGUUGACCAACCCUAGCGGUUUGACCCAGAAUCAGAAUGAGACAAGCGGUCGACUCGCAACCAUCCAGACAGUGGGAAACCUGUGGAGAAUUCAAAUCAACUCUGCUAGGGAGACGGGAGCCUGGAAAAUCCAAAUCAACUCCAACCAGCCAUACACACUCAAAGUCACAGGCCAGAGUACGAUUACCUUCAGCUAUAACUUUGUGGAAAGAUUCAAGGGACCCCACCCAGGUUAUGCAGUACUUAGUGGACGUCCUGAAGCAGGUCAGCCAGUCACCCUGAUGGUCUCAGUAAUAGGUAGGAAAGGUCCGCUCUUACCAAGUGUCAGCGAAGUUGGCCUUGCAAGGAUGUCUGGUCCUGAGGCUGUUACCAGUGGCAAAAUGACCGACAUGGGCAGCGGAGACAUCCUGGUGACUUUUGACACCGUACCUGAGGGGGAGUUUGUGGUCAUUCUGAAAGGAACUUUCCACAGUGAAUUUCAAAGGCAGUCGACCACCCAGAUGUCUGUCUCUAAAGUGAAUAUCCAGGCAGUGGUAAGUCGCACUUUGGAGCCUGGAAAAGCCUUUCAGCUGCCCUUCAGUUUGAUGAGCCAGGGAUCAGGUGGUUCAUACUCCAUCAUCGCCAGAAAUGACAGAGACUUCCCCAUGUCUUACCCUAAGAGCCUCAACUUGACAACUGGAGUAUAUGCUAAUGCUACACUGACCAUUACACCACCUGCCAACACACCGUCAGGCACUGAUACCACUCUGACUAUUCAAGCCAAGUGGGACCGUGGUGCUGACUUCAAUUAUGCUGUCCUGAGACUGUCUGUUGUCACCAAGAUUACAGAUUUUACUCCGCCAUUGUGUGAAAUGGUUAGUGUUCUGACGGAUGACUGCCAUAGCAAUAUGUCUCAGUGUGAAUCUUUCCACUGGCAGCUCUCAGCUAACCUCACAGACGAAAACGGGACCGGGAUUGAGAGCAUUACCCUGCGUAGGGGUGAAGGAAACUUAUCACACACCCCACUGAGUGCUCCAGUCAUCCUGGCAAACUACAACUCCUCCUGCUGCUCGCAGGUUGUCGAGUUCGUAGCUGUUGAUAAAGUUGGCAACGUGGGCAGGUGCUAUUAUGCAAUUGACCCUUCAGGUGGCCCUCCUGCUCUGACGCUGUCGCUGCCACUGUGGCUGUGCCUGCUGGUAUCUGUCUUCAUAGUGAGACCUUAAAGGGCUCAGGCUGGAUUGUGCUGUUUCCUAUGUCUGUGCUGCAACUAGAUUAAAUAGUCGAUUUUUAUGGUGAUGGUUAUAUUUUGCUCAACGGAUAAUCAAUGUAUACUCGUCUGAAAUUAAACAAAAAAAAAA